This is a messenger RNA of Andrographis paniculata, 651 nucleotides long. Its product is annotated as protein SRC1. Gene Ontology annotation, molecular function: metal ion binding. Lineage: Eukaryota; Viridiplantae; Streptophyta; Magnoliopsida; Lamiales; Acanthaceae. The coding region runs from base 87 to 428 and encodes 113 amino acids. The transcript has 2 exons. The record is from RefSeq and is a predicted model, not a curated record.
AGGUCUACCACAGUCCCUUCAUCAGUUCUCAUCGCGAUCUGAAUUUCGAAUUGUUGUUUGUUUGAUUUUUUUUCUCAAACUUGAAAAUGUCUGGAAUCAUCCACAAGAUCGAGGAGAAAUUGGGGAUGGGAGGAGACCACAAGAAGGACGGAGAGAAGCACGGCGAAGAUCACAAGGGCGCCUCCCACGCCGGCGAGCACAAGCCGGAGCACGGCUACGGCGGCGAACACAAGCCGGCGCACGGCUACGGCGGCGAGCACAAGCCGGAGGAGCACAAGGAGGGUUUCAUGGAGAAGAUCAAGGACAAGAUCCACGGCGGCGAGGGCGGCGCCGGCGAGCACGGCGAGAAGAAGAAGAAGAAGGAGAAGAAGGAGAAGAAGAAGCACGAGGAUGGACAUGAGAGCAGCAGCAGCAGCGACAGUGAUUAAUUACAAGGUGGGCUCUGUGUGUGGUGUGCUGGUAUGGCUUAUGGAUUUUCUUGCAAAUAACAAAUAUAUAUAUAUAUAUAUAUGAAGUACCCUGGCUUGUUUCCCAGGAUGUCUUGAGAUUAUCUUUGUAAUUUAUAUGUAAUGUGAUGUUUGUGUUUGGACAGAGAUGUUGUAAUUGUUUUGUGCUUGGCUUCACUAUGCAAUCUACAUCGUGGUUUAAAUA